AUGGAUGGAUUCGAGCAGAACUCUGAAACCCAGUCGUCGGUGUUGAGUGUAAUAAAAUCAAUUUUUGAGGAUUUCAACUUGGUUGCAUUGUCAGAGGAUGUAUAUAAUCAUGUGCUAGACAUCAUUUCAACAUACACCGGUGAAAUACUUGUCGAUGCCAAGUUCAAUGCUUUGUAUGCUGGACGGCCGCACAUUGCUGAACAAGAUCUGGAUUUGGCUGUCGAAAAUAAGCUUGAAAACGUCAUACUUUCUCCCCUUCACAAGGAACAACUUCUUGAGUACGCUGAAAAAAUAAACUCUCAGGCGCUUCCGUUAAUAAAGUCAGGACCAGGGAUAAAGUUGGCUCCAGAGAAGUACACAAUCACGGCACCAAACUAUUGUAUUGUUUCAAAUGCUAGCACGAGCACGAAUUUCGCAAAUGUCCCCUCCAGAAUAGUGCUUCCCAGUUCAAACUCAGGUGCUGGCCCUGGUAGUCUAGCUGUUUAUCGUGUUUCAAAUGCACCCGGCGGUAAUCCACAAGGUCAGCGUGGAACUAAUUCAGGUACGCUCUCUGAUAUACCUGGGUCUGGAGUUCAUGUAAUAGCACCCGCAAAUGCCUCUGCUUCUCUCAUUCGCGUGCAGCCCUCCACUUUCUCGCAAUCAGGGCAUCCACUGGUGUGCAGCACCACUCCGAAUUCUACCAGCAGUAGUGAGUCUUUCUGUAUCUGUUCGUAUAAUGCGUCUCAACAUUUUGGAACGGGUAACUGUCUCACAGAGGUGCAGAUGUAUCGCAGUAUUCGUGGAAACACUGAGCUAAUUAGAAACAAAACCAAGCAAUGUGAAUAUGACAUUUAUGUGGAACGGGCCGAGCAUAACCGCUGUGAAUUUAAUAAAGAAAUCGAAAUGGAAGCUAAAAUGCAGAUGCAGAUAGUUAACGGUGUCUAUGUGAAGGGUGAAUGUGGUUUGGGACCAGAUGGUGAGGUAAGCAGUGUAUCAAUUGAAAACGCCACGCCGUCGUAG
Molecule: messenger RNA, 999 nt
Organism: Hydatigera taeniaeformis
Lineage: Eukaryota; Metazoa; Platyhelminthes; Cestoda; Cyclophyllidea; Taeniidae
Source: the annotation of a GenBank genome assembly